Medicago truncatula (barrel medic) is the source of this 1731-nucleotide messenger RNA. RefSeq names its product guanine nucleotide-binding protein subunit beta-1. The coding region runs from base 202 to 1338 and encodes 378 amino acids. The record is from RefSeq and is a predicted model, not a curated record. Lineage: Eukaryota; Viridiplantae; Streptophyta; Magnoliopsida; Fabales; Fabaceae. Gene Ontology annotation, molecular function: protein binding. Gene Ontology annotation, biological process: signal transduction. The transcript has 7 exons.
AUCCGUUAAUUAUCGUCGUAAUUAAGUUUAGUUCGAUCCAUCCAUCCAUAGAAAAAGAAGCAAAGACAGAUUCCAUUCCAAAUAACACAAGUGACAGAUGGAGGAAGUGGGCCCGGCGGCGUCAGUAAAUAAUAAACAGUCGUGGUCAUCGUCCUUUUUCUUCAGAAUUUGAAUGAAUCAGUGAAGGAAGACCUAAAAAAAAUGUCAGUUACGGAGCUGAAGGAACGUCACAUAGCUGCAACGGAAACCGUCAACAAUCUCAGAGAACGUUUGAAGCAAAGACGCCUCUCUCUUCUUGAUACAGAUAUUGCUGGCUAUGCAAAGUCUCAAGGUAGAACUCCCGUUACUUUUGGUCCCACAGAUAUUCUUUGCUGUAGAACUCUCCAAGGUCAUACCGGAAAGGUUUACUCAUUGGAUUGGACUUCAGAAAAGAAUCGAAUUGUUAGUGCAUCUCAAGAUGGUAGAUUAAUAGUAUGGAAUGCUCUAACAAGCCAGAAAACUCAUGCUAUAAAGCUUCCUUGUGCAUGGGUCAUGACAUGUGCUUUCUCCCCAACUGGUCAAUCUGUUGCAUGCGGUGGCCUUGACAGUGUUUGUUCUAUUUUCAAUCUUAAUUCACCCACUGAUAGGGAUGGGAAUCUAAAUGUUUCAAGGAUGCUUAGUGGACAUAAAGGUUAUGUUUCAUCUUGUCAGUAUGUUCCAGGCGAAGACACUCACUUAAUUACUGGUUCUGGUGAUCAAACAUGUGUUUUAUGGGAUAUUACCACCGGCCUGAGAACAUCUGUUUUUGGAGGUGAAUUUCAGUCUGGACAUACUGCAGAUGUACUUAGCAUUUCCAUUAAUGGAUCCAACUCCAAAAUGUUUGUAUCUGGUUCUUGCGACGCGACUGCCAGAUUGUGGGACACUCGUGUGGCAAGUCGAGCAGUGCGGACAUUUCAUGGGCAUGAGGGUGAUGUUAAUUCUGUCAAAUUCUUUCCUGAUGGAAAUAGAUUUGGAACUGGCUCAGAAGAUGGAACUUGCAGAUUGUUUGACAUUAGGACUGGACACCAACUUCAAGUAUAUAAUCAGCAACACAGCGGUGACAACGAAAUGGCACAUGUGACCUCCAUUGCAUUCUCCAUAUCCGGAAGACUUCUGAUUGCUGGAUAUACAAAUGGCGAUUGCUAUGUUUGGGAUACUUUAUUGGCUAAGGUGGUCCUGAAUCUAGGAUCUCUUCAAAACUCUCAUGAGGGCAGGAUCACCUGUUUGGGUUUGUCUGCUGAUGGAAGUGCUCUGUGUACAGGAAGUUGGGACACAAAUUUAAAGAUAUGGGCAUUUGGAGGGCAUAGGAAGGUGAUUUGAGCCAUCCAUGGGAUAAAGACUCAUACUUUGACUCCUUCGUCAGGGCCACUCCCUGUAGGGUAUUGUGGUUCGUCACAACCCAGUAGUGAUGCUUCUGAUGUUGACUUUGGUCAAAAGUUGGAAGACAGUUUAUAACCUUUAGCAAUGGAAUUAGUGCAGCCUUUGUUUAGCUCCAUGCUCAUUGGUUCUUGUGUGUGAUCUAGGUGUAAACCAAAACAUAGGACUAUUUACUUUUCCGUCUCCUCAAUAUAACUAUUUGAAGUAAAUGUAUGUUCACAGACAGUGGUUAAAUGAGAUUUGGAUCGGUCAAGACUUGGGAGGAUGUUUGGAUCCCCAUUGUAAAAUCAAAUCUUCCUCUUCAAAUCAAUUCCUAUCAAAGAAACUCUUUUGUAA